AUGGUCUUGAAAAGGGGGGAGCACCGUGGUAACGAAGAUGAUUCCGCGAAUUUACCGCAAGGAAAAGUAGUUUGGGCUUCAGUCGAUGCGGAUGCACAAGCCGGCCUUGCAACGCGGUUUCAAGUGAGCAAGUAUCCAACGUUGAAACUCUUCCGCAAUGGGGAGAUCGUGCGAAAAGAGUACAGAAGUCAACGUUCCGUCGAGGCUCUUUCUGAGUUUAUUCAGAAACAGUUAGAUUCUGGACUUCAAGAAAUUCCCAGCACGGAAGAGCUGUAUCGAAAGAUGGAUGCAUCAAAACGUAAUGUAGUCGCAUACUUCCCGCAACUCAGCGGACCCGAAUACGAUUCUCUAAAAAAGGUUGCGUCGGUUUUGAGAGAAGAAUGCGUUUUCUACGUUGGUGGCGGUCCAGCUUUUUUCUGCUCGUACAACACAGGGCCCGGCGCUUCACAAGAAGGACUGCAGUUCACUGGAGACAUGAAGAACUAUGAUUUCUUG
Messenger RNA from Ostertagia ostertagi, 495 nucleotides. The record is from the annotation of a GenBank genome assembly. Lineage: Eukaryota; Metazoa; Nematoda; Chromadorea; Rhabditida; Trichostrongylidae.